AUGGAGUUCAAGUCAGGGCAGACGGGUGCACUUAAGUUACAACUCAUCCACAGACCCACACCUACCCCAGACCACUUUACAGGGCACAGCACGCCCCCACCCACUCCUAUACCACACUGCUUCACAGAGCACAGCACGCCCCCACCUACCCCACACCGCUUCACAGAGCACAGCACGCCCCCACCCACUCCUAUACCACACUGCUUUACAGAACACAGCACGCCCCCACCUACCCCACACCGCUUUACAGGGCACAGCACGCCCCCACCCACUCCUAUACCACACUGCUUUACAGAACACAGCACACCCCCACCUACCCCACACCGCUUCACAGAGCACAGCACGCCCCCACCUACCCCACACCGCUUUACAGAGCACAGCAUGCCCCCACCCACUCCUAUACCACAAUGCUUUACUGAACACAGCACGCCCCCACCUACCCCACACCGCUUCACAGAGCACAGCACGCCCCCACCUACCCCACACCGCUUUACAGGGCACAGCACGCCCCCACCCACUCCUAUACCACACUGCUUUACAGAACACAGCACGCCCCCACCUACCCCACACCGCUUCACAGAGCACAGCACGCCCCCACCCACUCCUAUACCACACUGCUUUACAGAACACAGCACGCCCCCACCUACCCCACACCGCUUCACAGAGCACAGCACGCCCCCACCCACUCCUAUACCACACUGCUUUACAGAACACAGCACGCCCCCACCUACCCCACACCGCUUCACAGAGCACAGCACGCCCCCACCCACUCCUAUACCACAAUGCUUUACAGAACACAGCACACCCCCACCUACCCCACACCAUGGUCAUGGUGAUACCAACUCUAAUGAAGAAACCCAUUGA
Esox lucius (northern pike) is the source of this 864-nucleotide messenger RNA. Its product is annotated as extensin-like. The transcript is spliced from 2 exons. Bases 1 to 864 code for a protein of 287 amino acids. Lineage: Eukaryota; Metazoa; Chordata; Actinopteri; Esociformes; Esocidae. The record is from RefSeq and is a predicted model, not a curated record.